Molecule: messenger RNA, 585 nt
Organism: Cynocephalus volans (Philippine flying lemur)
Lineage: Eukaryota; Metazoa; Chordata; Mammalia; Dermoptera; Cynocephalidae
Gene: MINAR2
Product: membrane integral NOTCH2 associated receptor 2
Exons: 3
Coding region: 1-585 (194 amino acids)
Source: RefSeq, a predicted model, not a curated record
AUGAAGGGAGACAUGGAUCUCUCUGUGUUGCCCAAUAACAACCAUCCUGACAAAUUCCUGCAGCUUGACGUGAAGUCUUUCAUGAGGAGCUCAGCCCUUCUUCAGGCCAGCCUGGCGAGGUUUCCAGGUGCGAGUCACCCUGCAGCACAGCACUGGCAAAACCUCGUCUACUCACAGAGAGAAAAAAAGAAUAUUCCUGCUCAACGAAGUAGGGGAUCCAGUACGGAGGGUCUUGUCACCACUGAUAGCCCCCCACCGUCCAUGUCACCAGUUAUGAAGAAUAACCCGCUAUAUGGUGACAUAAGUUUGGAGGAAGCUAUAGAAGAAAGAAAAAAGAAUCCUUCAUGGACCAUUGAGGAAUAUGACAAGCAUUCCCUGCACACAAACCUCUCUGGACAUCUGAAGGAAAAUCCUAAUGACCUACGGUUUUGGUUGGGAGACAUGUACACGCCAGGUUUUGACACCUUGUUGAAAAAGGAAAAGAAACAAGAGAAGCAAUCAAAAUUCUGUCGUAUGGGUCUGAUUUUACUCCUCGUUACCUCCAUCUUGGUUACCAUAGUGACUAUUAGCACUUUUUUCACCUAA